AUGGUUUUAUUAUCUAAAAUAAAGCUACUGACAUUUGAUGCAACAAACACGCUGUUAAAAUUCUGUGUAUCGCCAUGGAAAUACUACGCAGAAGUUGCUGAGAAACAUGGUUAUCAUGUUAAAGAAGAACAAAUAAAAAAACAAUUUUUAGGCACAUAUAAAAUACUAAGUAAGACACACCCGAACUUUGGCAGAGAAUCUAUACUAUGGGAAAACUGGUGGAGAAAAAUAGUUGAAGGUACUUUUAAGGACAGCAUUGAUGAUAAGGAUAAAGUCAAGAGUAUCUCAAAUAUUCUUAUUGAGGACUACAAGACACCUAAAUGUUGGUGUGCAGCCGAUGGAGCAUUAGACCUACUAACUCAUAUAAGAAAUCAAGGCAUAGAGCUGGGUGUUAUAUCCAAUUUUGAUCCAAGACUUCAUGAAGUAUUGCACCAAUUAAACCUCACCACAUAUUUCAAAUUUGUAUUGACAUCAUACGAGGUAGGGUAUAACAAACCGGAUAAAGCUAUCUUUCAACUGGCCAAAAUGCAAACAAAAUUCAAUAUUUCAUCAGAAGAAUGCCUCCAUAUUGGAGAUGAUUAUGAAAAAGAUUUUGAGGGGGCAAAAGGAGCAGGUUGGGAAGCUAUUCUCGUAACCGAAGAUUGGCAAGAGCACUGGGAUAUAAAACCCAAACAGUGUUAUAGAAACCUUAGUGAAUUAAAAAAGGAAUUAGCAGAAUAUCACUAG
Leptosia nina is the source of this 726-nucleotide messenger RNA. NCBI's taxonomy places the organism in Eukaryota, Metazoa, Arthropoda, Insecta, Lepidoptera, Pieridae. The record is from the annotation of a GenBank genome assembly.